Messenger RNA from Brassica napus (rape), 1088 nucleotides. Its product is annotated as transcription repressor OFP13. The coding region runs from base 63 to 857 and encodes 264 amino acids. The transcript has a single exon. Gene Ontology annotation, biological process: negative regulation of DNA-templated transcription. Lineage: Eukaryota; Viridiplantae; Streptophyta; Magnoliopsida; Brassicales; Brassicaceae. The record is from RefSeq and is a predicted model, not a curated record.
AAACUCUUUCCCCUUCCAUUAAUUGCAAACUCUCUCUCAAAAAAAGAAAGCUGAGUUCAACAAUGGGGAAGAAGAAGAUGAUGAAGCUCUCUUCUCUCUUCAGAGGCGUCUCCGGUGGAUUACUGGCGGUUCCUCUCUGCUACAAUGCCAAGACUCUUUCGUUCCGAGUCGGCGACGACAUGAUCAAGACUGUUAACUCUGUCUUCUUCGACAACAAUGGCGGAGGAGGAGGAGAUGUGUUAGAAGCCGAAAGGCCUGAGUCGUGGUUCACGAACUCGUCCGAGACGGCGAGUCACUCAACCGAGUCGGAUCAAGACCUCGACGCUGAAUCGUUGGAGAUGGUUGUUAGAGGAGUCGUUAGAUCGGAGCGGCUGUUCUUCGAUCCGGGAGUCACCUGCUCGAUCCUCGAGAAAUCGAAAUCGGAAUGCGAUUCGAAAUCCAAGGCCGCGGCGGCGGUUAUAUCGGAGGAUCGGGAUUGUAGUAGUAUCUACACGCCGCCGAUCGAGGACAUCAGCGUCCCGGUGGCGAUGGAGUCCGACGAUCCGUACGGAGAUUUCCGGCGAUCGAUGGAGGAGAUGGUGAGGAGCCACGGCGAGCUGGCGAAGGAUUGGCGGAGCUUGGAGGCGAUGCUCGCGUGGUACUUGAGGAUGAACGGGAAGAGGAGCCACGGCGUGAUCGUGAGCGCAUUCGUCGAUCUCCUCUCGGGGCUCUCUGACUCCGGAGCCGGAGCCGGAGCGUCGUCGGUGUCUGACUCGGCUCGUUACUCAACCGCCGUAUCUUCUUUGCCGACGUCGCCGUUAUGUUCGUCGUCUCGAGGUCAGACGGAGAUCGAAGAAGAAGAGAGACGAAGCUGUUAAAAAACUUUUUUAAGAUUUGUUUUUUACCGGAUUAACUUUUUGGACGCUGUAAAAACGUAAGUAGUCGUUAGAUGAAAGCUAUAUAGUAGUUAGAGCCUUUUGUUAACUUUAAUAUUAUCGUGUGCCCUUUUGUUCGCUGCUGUGUAAUAAUUAAUUUGUGAGUUUCAGACAACAAAAAAUCUCUAACAAUUGAAACUAACUAGUUUCUAUAUAAACAUUAGUUCAUAUUAA